AUGCUGCGCUCGCACGGACCCGAUGCCGACGGCAGCGGCAAGACGCAGGCCGAGGACGUGGCCGUCCACGUGCAGUCGACGCCCGAGGACCAGCCGCUGUUGAACGACGACGAGCAGGACAAGGACAAGGACAAGAAGCCCGUGAAGGCCAAGAAGGCGGCGGUCGCGGUCGCGCCGCCCACCAAGGUGCUGUUCCUGGACGGCGUGCGCGGGCUCGCGGCCAUGCUCGUGGUUACGCAGCACUCGCACGAGUACAUGCAGGACCUGAACCUGGGCGCCGUCGCGGUGGACUCGUUCUUCGUGCUGUCGUCGUUCCUGCUGACGUGGCUCUUCACCAAGAAGACCAUCCGCAUGAUGAACCAGGGCGCGGGCGUGCGCAAGUGGGUCUUCGCGCUCUGCGACUACUUCUGCAAGCGCUUCUGCCGCGUCUACCCGUUGUUCGCGCUCACGUGCGUGGCGCUCUGGUUCAUGGACGACGAGGCCAAGGAGCGCUACUUCCUCAUCAAGCAGCCCGAGAACUUCGACCUGUACAAGACGCUCACGUUCGAGUUCGAGUACCGCUACUUCGUCUUCUGGACGCUGCCGCUCGAGAUCUCGUACUACUUCUUCAUCCCCGUGUUCGUCGUGGGCACGCUCAUGCUGCGCAAGUUCUGGUGGGUGCCCUUCAUCCCGGCCUACUACUGGGUGGUCAACGAAGGCUGGAACGACUACCGCACGAGCCACUCGGUGCUGCGUCCGCACAUCCCGACGUUCCUGGCCGGAUCCAUGGCCGCCGUCAUCUUCGUCAAGCUCGACACUUGGAUCAAGGCCAGCGGCUUCCAGUUCCGCCUGCUGCCCAAACUGCUCCUACGCACCAUCGAGUACUCGGCGCUGGCUGUGUUCCUGAGUAUCGCCUUCCGUGGUCUCUUCUUCAUCUGGGUCCACGAGAACACGGCGCCCAAGACGCCCGGCUUCCCGUUCGUCAGUGUGUCUCUGACCACGGUGUUCGUGUGCGAGAUGCUGCUGCCCUCGCCGCUUUCGUCCAUCUUCGAGUGGAGCUUCCUGCGCUACUGGGGCAAGAUCAGCUUCUCGGUCUACCUGCUGCACAGCUUCGUGCUGUACAACAAGACUGUCAACUCGCAGCCCAACUACUACUGCAGGAUUUUCUCUCGCUUCGGGCUGCUGUGCAUGCUGGCCACGGCGUCGUAUCACCUGGUUGAGUAUCCGUCUCAACUGCUGGCGCAGCGUAUCACCAAGGCGCUUGCGGAACAGGAAACCAAGGGAUCUGGUGGCAUGACAGUCUUCUGGGGUGAAUGGGCGAACCCGUCCAAGAUGCUAGCGCAGCGUCUGGCGUGGGCGCAGGAAGCGAAGGCCUCCGGUAAAUGGAUGGAGGUGCUGGGACUGAAAAGUGCGCAGCCUACGAAGGCGCAGCCGCACGAAUCUGCAGCGUGA
Molecule: messenger RNA, 1431 nt
Organism: Phytophthora sojae
Lineage: Eukaryota; Oomycota; Peronosporomycetes; Peronosporales; Peronosporaceae
Exons: 1
Coding region: 1-1431 (476 amino acids)
Biological process (GO): polysaccharide biosynthetic process
Cellular component (GO): membrane
Molecular function (GO): acyltransferase activity, transferring groups other than amino-acyl groups
Source: RefSeq, a predicted model, not a curated record